Cryptococcus amylolentus CBS 6039 is the source of this 960-nucleotide messenger RNA. RefSeq lists its product as hypothetical. Lineage: Eukaryota; Fungi; Basidiomycota; Tremellomycetes; Tremellales; Cryptococcaceae. The transcript is spliced from 3 exons. The record is from RefSeq and is a predicted model, not a curated record. The coding region runs from base 1 to 960 and encodes 319 amino acids.
AUGAUCAGAGACCUCUCCCCCACUUCUUCAUCCCCUACCAAGGACUCUGUACCCACUUCCGCCGACCCCUCAAAAACCCUCUCCUUCACCGACGACAUUCUCGAUGGCAAGUUCCUCGAAGCCGUUCUCGAAGAGUCCACAACUACAGACUACGUCCCUACGUAUCACUACACGAUGAUAUUGGCGAAGUGGGACUGUUCCAAGGUUUGGGAGCUGUUGGAAGGAUGGCUCUCCCAGCUCGCAGACUUGGGCCAGAAACACCCUCGUAUCAAACCGCUGGAUGUCUUUAUCCUCACUGCUAAGUUUGACGAUCGUCAGACUGCCGCCAGAGUCAUUGCAAAGUACUCCAGGCCCAAGCCCAUUAUCAAUCAAAAACUCUUAAAUGUUUCCAACCUUCCAGACGUACACCUCGCCCAGGCCCAAGCCGUCUUCCUUAUCGGCUAUUCGGGAGACGUCUCAGCUCCAUAUAUUCUUCCAACAUCCGAUACGCUCUUGCCCCUCAAACAGACUCUUCUCUCUGAGAACAAAUUUGAUGUUUCUCCCAUGAAGGAUGUCGUGGAAAGCCUGUAUAUCAGAGCCGCCUGCGUUCUGGCUGCCCCAAGGGCUUUCGGGCCUUUCCACGUUCUCGGACUGUUGGGGACGGGUGAAGUCGAGGAGCGGCCCCCAAGGAUGGCAGGUGGAGUUGAAUUCAAGCACAGGGGUCAAAGUGCUACCGCGGAGAUUGGGGAAGGAGAAGACUCUGGUACAAUGAAGGACGAGGGUAGGGCUCAGGAAGAGUGGGAAGACAGGUCCCAGAAGGUGGAAAGACCCGAAAUCCCUUGCGGAAGCGAGAACGCAGGUGGCUCUGAUAUACAGGCUUUCCACGACAUCCUUUUUGGGAGAAACAUCAAUUUUGUUCUCACGGAAAAGAGCCUGUUUAGGGCUAUAGUCGAUAACGUCAAGGUUACGCCGAGAGUUUGA